Messenger RNA from Microtus oregoni (creeping vole), 3296 nucleotides. Its product is annotated as PWWP domain-containing DNA repair factor 3B-like. The coding region runs from base 190 to 2295 and encodes 701 amino acids. The transcript has a single exon. Gene Ontology annotation, cellular component: extracellular exosome. The record is from RefSeq and is a predicted model, not a curated record. NCBI's taxonomy places the organism in Eukaryota, Metazoa, Chordata, Mammalia, Rodentia, Cricetidae.
ACAACAUGUUCAAGUAUCCUGGGGACAUAUUUGUGGAAGAAAACAGUGCACAUAAACCAUAAACUCUUUGUGGCUCCAAACCAAAAGAAACUUUAAUAAGACUGUUGUUUUGAUAGCACUUGUAUUUGCAGACACAAGGUCAACCAAUCUUUGUAAUACUAACUACUUGUCACACUAAUCUAAAUCAUAAUGGAUGGUGACUAUGUCCUAUGUUUUUGGAAAGAACAGUUAUGGCCAGCAGAAGUCUUAUGUAGGUCUGAAAUUGCGUCAAGUAGUAAAAGGGUAACGGCAUAUUCUCUGGAAGUUCAGUUACUUCCAAUAGGUGAGAAAAUUACCGUGAUCAGCAGAGACACAAUACCACUAACUAAAUCCGAGGUUGAAGCUAUUUUGGCCUCACUAGCAGAACAGUCAGAGGUCAAAGUUCUCCCUAGGGAAGAGACAGCCUAUGAAAAAUCGCUGAAAAUGGCGCUGGAAGUGGUGACAGAGAUAAAUGAGAGCCAGGAAAGCAUGCCAGAUGAAGAAGACACCGCUAGAGCAUCUGAAAGUGAACCGGUGGAGGGGUCUGAUUCACCUCCCCCUAAAAAGUAUCGGAAACUGGAAAGCAGCCCCCAAGAAGACUCAGCCUCCAUUUUACUGUGCUCAGAGAGUGAUGAUUCCCUAGCUGACGAUAAGAUGCAAGUGUACACCAUUUAUGGGGGUAUUCCAGGUGAAGAGGAUUCAAAGCCACCCCGGGGCUUCAGCUGGUACCCAGUUUACCCUUCGUUUAUAAACGAUGAUGAUGAUGAUGAUGAUAAAAAAGAAGAAAAGAAAAAGGUUGACAUCUCAACAAUUAUGUCUGUGAAUUUAUCAUUCAAAGAGGAAAGUGAAGACAUUAAAGAAGAAAAGUUUAUUGUAUCAGCAGACGAUCUGGUUGUAGCCAAAGAAGAGAUCCAAGGCAUGUACCCAGAAGCCCCAGCAGGUUCCUCUGAGUGCUCCACCUUCCCAGAGGAUUAUAUGGACGAUCCUGGAGAGGGCCCAUCAUAUCUGAUUCCAUGCUUCUAUGGCAGCCAGAAUCUCUAUGGCAGCCAGAAUCUCUGUGGCAGCCAGAAUCUCUAUGGCAGCCAGAAUCAAUCUUCUGUGGAAUCAGAAAUGGAUGCUGAGACCUCCCCUGAAGGCUGCUCAGGGGACUCUCAGGUUUCACUUCCUGUCUGUAGUAAUCCAGUCAACAGUGACCUACUAAUUCAGAGACCAGAUUUUGAAGAUCUUGAGGAAGAAGCUCAAGCUUCUGACAAACUACCUUCUCUAAAUCCUGUUAGUGCAGCUGCACUAGGCAAUGAUGAAGAGAAUGAAGAAGAGCUUCCGCGCUUCCUUCUCCGCUACGAGACGCGGGCAUUUGAACCCGGAAUGAUAGUGUGGUUUAAAUAUCAAAAAUGCCCAUUUUGGCCAGCAGUGAUAAAAAGCAUUAGGCGAAAAGAGAGGAAAGCAAGUGUGCUUUUGGUUGAGGCAAACAUGAAUCCUCAAAAGAAAGGCGUUAGAGUCUCUUUGAGAAGAUUAAAAAAAUACGACUGUAAAGAGAAGCAGGAACUAGUGGAGAAAGCUAGGGAGGAGUAUGGUGAAAGCAUCGAUUGGUGCGUGUCGCUGAUUUGCGACUAUAGAGUUAGACUAGGUUGUGGAUCUUUUAAGGGCUCAUUCUUUGAGUACUAUGCUGCUGACAUCAGUUACCCAGUCAGGAAAAUAAUCAAUCAAGACACCUUCAGAAAUAUCUUUCCAAAGCUACCCAAUGAAGACACAGGGGAGCAAAUGUCUGUGACUUCCCAUGCCAAGAAAAUAUCUUUCCAGAAAAUUCUCCCUGAUCGGAUGAAGCCUGCUCGGGACCGUGCUAACAAGAACCUGGUCAAUUUCAUUGUCAAUGAAAAAGGUGCAGAGAGCCAUCUCUUGGGCAUUUUAAAGGGCACAAAAAAAUCCAGAUGGCUGAAAUCAUUUUUGAAUGCCAAGAGUUUCACACCCUGUAUCGAAACAUACUUUGAAGAUGAAGAUCAACUAGAUCAGGUGGUGAAAUAUCUACAAGAAAUCUAUAAACAAAUCGAUCAGAAGAUGCUCACUCUGAUAAAAAAUGACAAAAUUAAGUUUAUCUUGGAAGUUCUUCUACCAGAAGCGAUUAUUUGCUCCAUUUCUGUAGUUGAUGGCUUAGAUUAUAAGGUGGCUGAGGCAAAGUAUCUGAAAGGACCGUCCCUUGGCUAUAGGGAGAGAGAAUUAUAUGAUUCCAAAAUCAUAUUCGAAAAGAGACGGAGGUCGUCAGCAAACGAAGCUCAGUAAUUAUGCCAAGAGUUGAAACCGUAAGGGAAGCUAGAGGAAACUUUGGAAAAGUAAUCAUCUAGAAUUUCCAACAUGUAAAUAUUGGCGAAAAUAUGUGCAGGGAGGGUCUUUGAAUUACAAGUCCUUUUAUUUUUGGAAGAUCUGUGCAAUCUGCAGAUACCACUACAUCCAUCUUUAUUUUCUUGCAGUUUUUCAGAAUCAGCAUUGUCAAUAUAUUUUUAGCAGUUUAAUUUCUUAAUACAUUUUAGAAUGCAUAAUUCUUAAGCGAUUUUAAGGGAAAUUACUAUUUUGUUCUAUGAUAUUUUGUGUCUUUGCUGUGUAGGUAAAUACAGUAUGCACAUUCAGUUUGAUAAAAUUGCACUGGUGUUAGAUUUUAAGCUAGAGAAUUAGAAGAGAUGUCGAAAACAAAUAUUAGUUAUAUAUUUUUUUGCUCAGUUUUUUAAAUAAAAUACUAAGUUUUCUCUUAAGAUAGCUGAAUUAUUUUUCUUGUCAUGCUUAUUUAUUUUUUGGAAAAUUAUCUCUAAAUCAUAGAACCAAAGAUAGACUACAUGUUGCUACAUGUCAUAACUAACCACAAUCGCUUUUGCAAGGAAACAAUCUAAAAUUAAAAAGUAUAUGGGUUAUCUGCAUGUAUUCUGUGUGUGUGUGCGUGUACAACAUCUCAGCAUGCAGAAAAUGACUUUUGGCAUCUAUGAACAGAAUUGUUCAUUCUACACUUCUCUGAAAUUCCAGUUUGAGGAGUGUCUGUCUUUUGAUGCUGAAUCGUUUUUAAAACAGAUGAGUUUCUGGUUAUCUUCGUAAUUGUGAGUAGGUCUUAUUACUAUAGCUAUCUGAGCACAUGUAGAAAACAGUUAUAAUUAGCAUAUCAACAGUACUGCCCCUCCACACGCCAGGGUUGCUGCGUCAAGGUCUACCUAGUUAGUAUAAACUAGAAAAAGCAAGCACUGUGUUCAGAAUCCUGUCUCCAGUUAGAAAUCCAUUUGUCUCAAACCAAGCAAGCU